GUCCCGAGGGUUUAAGACCUCCACCAUUGAAGUGCCGACUUCACUACUUUUUUGGUUCCCAAUUCUGCUCCAUUUCGAUCCCACUACUCGCUCCAAUGAGAACAUUAACAUCCAAACUCUUCUGCAAAACCUCACCGCUUCUCCACCGUCUCCGGCGAAACCCUCUCCCUCUCCCUCUCCCCUUCCUCCUCUCCGGCAAAACCCUGAUCCGAUCUAACCAUGACUAUUCUUCAAAUCCUAACCCUAAUCCUGAAACGCUUCCCUCACGCUUCCUUCAACCCAUCACCACAAACUCUCCUCCAUCUCCUCCAGCUGCCGAAACUGAAGAAGACGCCAACAUGAAUGAAUUCCUCUCCCGAUUCGUCUAUUCCAUCCGCGGAAAGAUCUCCGAAGCCUACCCGGACCUUCCCCGUGACACCCGCGACUCCAUGCUUCUUAUCAUAUGCCAAAACGUCAUCGCUCGCCUUGAUCCCGCCGCAGCCGCCUCCGAUGAGCCACCGAUCGAUCUGAGCGAGGAUUUGUGGAAGACGAUCUUGGAUGUUAGCGCCUCCGUCAACGAAGCUAUGCGGCGGGAUCGAGUCCGUGCCGAGCUCCGUAAGUAUCUCCACUGCGAUGAAGUCAAGCAGAUGUGUCGAUUUGCUGGGGAAGUCGGCAUCCGUGGUGACUUUUUACGGGAGCUCCGGUUCAAAUGGGCGAGGGAAAAGAUGGAGGAAGUGGAUUUUUACCGGGAGCUUGAGAGGAUGCGUGAGCAGGCUAAAAAGGAAGAAGAUAUGGAGAAGGGAUUGAUUGAGGUAUCUGAGAAGCCGAAGAUUACAGCUCUGCCGCAGAGGAAAGGUAAGAUUAGGUAUAAGAUAUAUGGGCUGGAUAUGUCGGAUCCAAAAUGGGCUGAGGUUUCAGAGAGGUUGGAGGAAGCUGAGAAGCACGUUGUGCCUGAGGAGGCCCGGCCGGUUGUGGGAAGGAGUAAGAGGGUGGAGGACAGGAUUAUGGAUUUGGAUCCAGUGAAGGAUGAUUUGAAGCCCGUGUUUAAGGAAUUUGAGGAAGCUCUCUCCGCUAAGAGGGUUGAUUGGCUUGCAUUGCUCGAUAGGAUCAAGGAGCAUAAUGAGGACUUGUACUUCAAGGCCGCUGAGCUUCUCCUUGACGAACAAACCUUCAAUCCAACCACCCGCGACUACUCGAAGCUAAUCGAUGCCCAUUCCAAGGCCGGUCGCAUUCAACACGCCGAGCGAACACUUAACAAGAUGCUGGAGAAAGGCAUCCAGCCUGAUGUACUCACAUCAAUUGUCUUGGUCCACAUGUACAGCACAGCUGGUGAUCUCAAUAAAACCAAGGAAGCAUUCGAAAAACUAAGGCAAGAAAACUUCCAACCAGACUUGAGAGUUUACAGGUCUGUAAUUACAGCGUAUGUGAAUGCUGGCAUGCCGAAACAAGGAGAAACUCUGAUCAGAGAGAUGGAGGAAAAAGGCCUGAAACCCCCAAGAGAAAUUUAUUUACAAGUGCUCAGAGCUUUCGCUGGGGGCGGUCAGGUCGAUGGUGCCAGGAGAAUUGUCUGCACCAUGCAAUUUGCCGGAAUCGAACCCGACCUGGAGUCGUAUAAGCUGCUCAUUGAAGCUUAUUCGCAAGCCGGCGAUCCCGAUCAAGCUCGAGGACACUUCGAUGACAUGAUGAGGUCAGGUAUAAAGCCGGAUGAUCAGUGUGCGGCGAGUAUGGUUUCAGCGUAUGGGAGAAAGAAUCUGUUGGAUAAGGCGGUGGACUUGCUACUAAAACUCGAGAAGGAAGGGUUCGAGCCGGGCAGUGCAACAAUUGCGGUGUUGGUUGGUUGGUUUGGCAAAUUGAAGCUUGUGGAAGAGGCUGAGUUGUUAGUUAAGAAGAUGAAGGAGGGUGGUGAAGAAGUUUCUUUGGAGGUUCAUGUGAGUUUAUGUGAAAUGUAUUCAAGAGCGGGGAACGAGCAGAAAGCUCGGCAAUCAUUGAAGAUUUUGGAAGGAAGAAAGAAUGUGAUGAAGGGGGAUCAAUUUGAGCGGGUUGUGAGUGGGCUCGUGGCUGGUAGGUUAUUGAAUGAUGCGAUGAGGCUCUACGAUGUGAUGCAGGAGCGAGGUUUUACUCUUUCGGAAUCUGUCAAGGUGGGUCUCAUGGCUGCUCAGUCGAUCCCUCGCCAUGAAUCAGCAAAGAAGAAAAUACCUAAGGAUGGAUGGUAGCGUAGAGCUCUUGUUUAUUUAUUCAGAUUAUGAACUAUCAAGAAGUUAGGAUUUAAAGGACAAAAAAAAUAAAAAAUCUUCGAGUAGAAUUACUUGAAGCGUACCUGAAUCCAUUAAAAUGCGGAAUUAAGGUCUUCGAUCUUUCACGUUUGAAGCGGCAUUCUCCAAGAGAGCGAGAGACCACUUUUUCACUCAAGAUGGAAAUGAGACUUCACCACUUAAACUAAAGAUCACGCCCCUUUUAUAUUUUAAGUGUAUAUAUUUUAUUUGAGUUCAUCAUUAAAAUAAAAUAAAUAUUCGGCA
Dendrobium catenatum is the source of this 2495-nucleotide messenger RNA. RefSeq names its product pentatricopeptide repeat-containing protein At1g74850, chloroplastic. Gene Ontology annotation, molecular function: protein binding. The coding region runs from base 96 to 2192 and encodes 698 amino acids. The record is from RefSeq and is a predicted model, not a curated record. The transcript has 2 exons. NCBI's taxonomy places the organism in Eukaryota, Viridiplantae, Streptophyta, Magnoliopsida, Asparagales, Orchidaceae.